AUGGGCAUCUGCACCUCAAAACGCACUCCUACUUCACCAAAAGUAGUUACCUCGAAUAAUUUGGUUGUUCCUAACAAAGACGCAUCUAUAGAUGCUUCUCCUCACACCCCCAAAUCCCCUAUUAACGAUAGUUUAUACAUAAUGACUGAUGGUAAGUUUUAAGCAGAUAUCAGCAAAUAUUACGAUUUACAAAAAAUCCUUGGCAAAGGUUUAUACGGAGUAGUUAGAUUAGGUGUCUCGAAGCUUGGAAGCCACCAAAAAUACGCAAUUAAGAGUUUGAAUAAGGAAAAAAUUAAAAGAGACAUCAAAUCACUGCAAAGAGAAUUAAUGAUCCUAAAAGCAAGCGACCAUCCUAAUAUAAUCAAACUCUAUGAAGUCUUUGAAGACGGAAAUUUUAUUCAUAUCGUCAUGGAGUUUUGCUCCGGAGGAGAGCUCUUUGAUAAAAUCAAUAAAAAAAACCGUUUCACCGAAAGAGAAUCAGCGCAUGUGGCAUUCAAAAUGUUCUACGGAAUUAACCAUCUGCACGCUAGCAAUAUUGCCCAUAGAGACUUGAAGCCUGAAAAUUGCUUAUUUGAUUCUAACAAAGAAGAUGCUGAGCUAAAAUUAGUAGAUUUUGGCCUAGCGAGUAGAUUCAGAGGAAAUGAUAUGAAAACCAUGGUCGGAACUGCACUGUACGUAGCUCCUGAAGUUCUGGGUGGAAAAUAUGGCCCAGAAUGUGAUGUAUGGAGUCUAGGAGUAAUUCUUUAUACAAUGUUUGCAGGAUAUCAACCAUUCAGAGGGGAAAGCAAUAAAGAAAUUUUCAAAAGCAUAAGAAAAGCAAAUAUAUCCUUAAAAGAGCCUGAGUUUGAAAGAGCUUCUAAAGAGUUUAAAGAUUUUAUUAAAAGAGUACUCUGCCCUGAUCCUAAUAAGCGAUUAACUGCAGUUGAAGCUUUAAGGCAUCCUUGAUUUUCAAUCAUGGGUGCUAACAGGGUCAAGCCUUUAGAUAUGAACCUUAUUUCACGUUUAAGAAGCUUCACAUCCUCGAAUCGCCUUCGAGUUGAAGCAGCACGAGUCCUUGCUAAAUUUAUGAAACCUAAUGAAGUUUCGUUUGUCUUAGACAAUUUCAAAGCCCUUGACGUUGAUCUCACUGGUUUAAUAACACAACAAGGGCUUGAGCAAUGCCUAUCUCUCCCCUCCGUAAAUGGAAAAAUUCUUAGUUUUAGGCAAAGUUUUUUUAACAUAAAAUUUUUUAUGACAAAAUAUUUUGAUAUAUAAGUAAUAAUUAUUAUAAUGAGAUCCUAGAUAAUUCUAUUUAAUUUUAAACAGCUUGCAUUUUUAAAAUAUAAUUUUACAAAUUAAAUAAAUAUUUGCUUUCCAAUUGGAAUUUUUUUUAAAAAAUAUUAGCCUAGUAAGCGAAAUAAAUUUUUUUGUUCGCUCACAGAGUGGGUAGUAAGAGCAGCAAAUAUAGAAAUUGCUCCUUUCGAAAUCACAAGUAUCAUGUCACAAGUUGAUUUAAACGGCAAUGGAAAAAUGAAUUAUUCAGAAUUUAUCAUUGCAACCUUGGACCCAGCUAUCACCCAGAAAGAAGAAAAUUUGAUGGCUGCAUAUAAAACUUUUGAUAUUGUAAUAUUUAUUUAGGAUGAUGUUGGAUAUUUUACAGGUUUACAAGUAAAGAGAGUGAUUGAGAAAUCAGGAAGGGCAAUUACUGAUGCUGAGAUUGAAGAAAUGAUGAAUCUUAGCUGGCUAAAAGUUACAGGAAGAGUUGAUUACGAAGAGUUUUGCAAAAUGUUUGAUGUAAAUAUUGGAUCGGCUAGGAGUCAAAUUUAG
Molecule: messenger RNA, 1806 nt
Organism: Blepharisma stoltei
Lineage: Eukaryota; Ciliophora; Heterotrichea; Heterotrichida; Blepharismidae
Source: the annotation of a GenBank genome assembly